Messenger RNA from Hyaloscypha bicolor E, 1112 nucleotides. RefSeq lists its product as uncharacterized. The record is from RefSeq and is a predicted model, not a curated record. The transcript is spliced from 2 exons. Lineage: Eukaryota; Fungi; Ascomycota; Leotiomycetes; Helotiales; Hyaloscyphaceae. The coding region runs from base 240 to 887 and encodes 215 amino acids.
CAAAAGUCUCAACUGCAGCUCCACUCUCUCCUCUACUUCUCUCUCCCCUCACCACUCGCCGUAAACUAACCGACUCAUUAUCCUAUCCAUUCGCGCCCAACUCAAUUGCCUUGGGCAGUGUUCGCGGAGCUUGAAUCUCAAAUAUCACAUCUCAAUAAGCUUUGCGACUUUCCAGCUCUCACACAAGCUCAGUCAAAGCUCAAGCUCAAGCUCCCCACAAGCUCCCUCAAACUCGCAAAAUGGGCUGGUUCGACGGCGCCUCAGAAGUUGGGAGCUCCCAUCGCCACCACCACAGCAGCAGCCACCAUGAGCACCGCAAAUCCAGCAGCAGCGGAAAACACCACCGGCACUCGUCUCCGCGAGGGUCUGGGAUCUUUGGACUUGGGGACCCGAAGCACAAUGCCUCGCGGGGAAGCGGCAUCUUUGGGCUCGGUGAUCCGAAGCAUAAUUCGAGCCGCAGUAGUUUCUUUGGAUGGGCAGCAGGAGCCCAGCGGUCAUCAUCUUACUACAAACGGUCCCCUCGCUCGGGCUACAUGUCGCGCAUAUACUCCAAGCUGCGCCGCCUGUUGCGAGACCUGUUAUACUACCUCAAGAAACACCCGAUGAAAGUCUUCAUGCUUGUAAUAAUGCCUCUCAUAAGCGGAGGCGCAUUGGCAGGUCUAUUGGCGAAGUUCGGGAUCAGAUUACCGGGAGGCAUUGAGAAGAUGUUCGGUGCUGCGGCUGGUGGGAGUAUGGGUGGUGUUGGAAGGGGUCAUGGGGGACACAUGCAGUUUGAGAGAACGAAGGCUGAGGGGCCGCUGGGUGGGCUUGGGGAGGGGAUUGGGAGUGUAGUUGGAGGGCUAGGAGGCAUCGGGGGUGCAGUUAGUUUGGCCAAGAUGUUUAUGUGAGGUGAGGAUGUUAGUAUGAGUUGGACAAAUCAGUGUCGAAAGCGAAAAGAUGAGACAGGAUGAGAGAUGAGAUGAAUAAGACAUAAGAGAGAGAAUUUGGAGUUAGGAGUGUUGGAUACCAGGCGGAUAUUUCCUCUACAGAGUUCCUUUCGACCUUGUCAUGAAAAUUGUAGUAGAAACGGCCGUCAAUUUCAAUUUUCAAAGUUCUAUCAAUGAAGUUGCCGC